This is a messenger RNA of Solea solea (common sole), 3726 nucleotides long. RefSeq names its product cAMP-specific 3',5'-cyclic phosphodiesterase 7B-like. Bases 585 to 2168 code for a protein of 527 amino acids. The record is from RefSeq and is a predicted model, not a curated record. The transcript has 12 exons. Lineage: Eukaryota; Metazoa; Chordata; Actinopteri; Pleuronectiformes; Soleidae. Gene Ontology annotation, molecular function: 3',5'-cyclic-AMP phosphodiesterase activity.
AGUGUUCACCUCGUAUAGCCCUCUUUCCACUGACCUGACCGUUAGACAGAGGACGUGUCUGUGAACUCAAAGGCCCCCUUCCACAUAUUGGUCUGUCGCUCGGGGAGCAGAGCGCAGGCAUGGUUAGAGAGUGCUGUUAGAGCUGAGCGCAGAGUGGGGAUGGAGGGAGGAGGGGCUUUUACUCUCCACAACAACGCAAGCGAAGGAGAGACUGUGGAGGGGAGAGAGAGAAUGCGGCAGAAGGAGGGAGCAGACUGUCAGUGGCCAACUCUGGAAGACAGCAAUACAGACGGAUUCUCUUUCCUUUGUUCUGGCUUUUGUCUGCUUUGUAUUUUUGGCUUUAUUUCUUUCAUCAGUGCACUCUCAGUCUUUCUAUCUCUGAAUAUUCUUUCUCUCCUUGCAUUUUUUUUAUUCCUCUGUCCGACAUCCAGACUUCCCACCAUCUAUCUCACUACCACUACCUGAGGGUGACUCUUUCUCCUCUGGACUUCUUGUCCCACCGUUCCUAUUUGUCCUCCUCUUUCUCACUUUCUCCGCUCUCUUGGCUUUAAUCUUGCAUCCAUUCGCCUUUGUAUGGUGUGAGGAUGCCAGUGUUAGAAGGUCUCUGGGGCCCAGACGUUAGAAUGCGGGAUUCAGGUCUUGGUGUCGGGGUUGACGUCGGGGUCUGUCCAGAUGAAGCUGCCCACUCACCAGUGUGGGGUCCACUCAGGACUCCUCCUGUCACCUGUGGGGGCCUGUCACUUGCCCUGGAACUCCCUGCUCUCAUACGGCAGCUGCGGGCAGCCUGGAGGGCACGCAGGGGAGGCCCUCGAGGGUCAGAGAGAAGUGAAGCGAGCACAUGGGUGAAAGCGGAGGAGGAGGAGGAUGAGGUAGAGGAGUUGAAGCAGGACAAGGAGAACAGAAGCCCCCACCUGGAAGCUGAUGAUGGCAGACCGAGCACUGGUCAUGCUGGUGUGUUGCUGGCUGAGAGACGAGGUUCAUACCCGCUGAUUGACCUCCGCGUCUUGAAAACCAGCGCCCAGCAGGGGGAGGUCGAGUCCAGCACCAGAAAAAAGCUGAAGCGCCUGCUGAGCUUUCAGCGAUACUGCCAUGCCUCCAGACUGCUGAGAGGCCUGAUGCCUCACACCCCCGGGACCCUGCACCUGCUGGACGACGACUACCUAGGACAAGCUGCGCACAUGUUGUCAAAAGUAGGGACUUGGAACUUUGAUAUUUUCCUCUUCGAUCGUCUUACAAAUGGAAACAGCCUGGUUACUCUGAUGUGCCAUCUCUUAAAUGUCUGCGGGCUCAUUCAUCACUUCCAGCUGGAUAUGGUCAAGCUGCACAGGUUCCUGGGUAUGGUGCAGGAGGACUACCACUCUCAGAAUCCCUAUCACAAUGCUCUUCAUGCAGCAGAUGUCACUCAAGCCAUGUACUGCUACCUGAAGGAGCCCAAGUUGGCAGAGCAGCUGAGCCUUCUGGACGUGUUCCUGGGUCUGAUGGCGGCAGCGGCUCACGAUGUGGACCAUCCUGGAGUCAACCAGCCAUUCCUCAUCAAGACCAGACACCACCUGGCUUCACUCUACCAGAACACAUCUGUGCUGGAGAGUCACCACUGGAGGUCAACCGUGGGCAUGCUGCGAGAGUCAGGGCUGCUGUCUCACCUGCCUGCUGACAUGUCGCAGGACAUAGAGCAGCAGCUGGGAUCUCUCAUUCUGGCCACAGACAUCAGCCGACAGAACGAGUUCCUGUCGACCUUCCGAGAACAUCUGGACAACGAGGAUCUGGAUCUUCAGCUGGCUUCACACAGGCAUUUUAUGCUGCAGAUUGCUCUGAAGUGUGCAGACGUCUGCAACCCAUGUCGGGUUUGGGAGAUGAGCAAACAGUGGAGUGAGAGGGUGUGUGAGGAAUUCUACAGGCAGGGUGACCUGGAGAGAAAGUUUGACUUGGAGAUCAGUCCUCUGUGCAACCAGCAGGCUGACUCUGUCCCAGCCAUCCAGACAGGUUUCAUCUCCUACAUUGUGGAGCCUCUGUUUGAGGAGUGGCAGCGCUUUACAGAGCCCAGCCCGCUCAGUCAGACCAUGAUGGCUCACCUGCACAAGAACAAGGCCCAAUGGAGCCGCCAGACGCACUCUCACACUGAGCCGGAGGCUGAAGGAGGAGCUGGAGAGGAAGAGAACAUCCCUUAAUCUUCCUCAUGUGUUGUGGGAUGUUAAAUCUUCCUUUCUUAAUGGAGAAAAGGAGUGUUUAUCUAUCUCCUUAUUUGUCCUCCAGUGUAUUUCCUCCCCCCCCACAGGGUGUUCACAGUCUCCUGAAAGUGGGAGCACAUGGUCAGGAGUGUGGCCUGGAUUAGUAGGAAAUGGCGUCCUCUUGUGGAGCAGAGGCGUGUUUGCACUGCAGGGGGGAAAUCCAUGGCAGAGCAGGUGGAUUGAUAAUCUUAGUAAAUAAAUGCACAGUUGAGCUUUUGCUCUUUAACCCUGUGAAAUCAGCUUCAUGGAGAUGAGCCAGGAGACGCUAGAAGACGGAUCAGCCAAGACAACGAUUAAUGUGUUUGCACAUUGCCGCUAGAACAAUAAAGAAAAGCCAAAAUUAUAUAUAUACAUAUAUAUAUAUAUAUACACUUCUAAAAUGUCAGCUGGACUGUGCUAUAAAACAUGCCAUUAAACGAUAAUAUAAAAAAACCCAAGAGGAAUUAUAUGAAUAUAUAUAUAUAUAUAAAGUUUUAAACUUUUACACUAUACACAUUCAGCUCUUUUCACUUUUUUCUCUUUUUUUUUUGUACAGCACUGCUCUUGGACGCUCCUUACUAUUCAUACGAGUGUGUCCACUUGUCUACUUUUACACUGAAGUGCGUUUUAACUCGACUUGUCAAGCUGUCGAGUUCUUGUAAACUGUAACACGUCGCCUGUCGAUGGUGUAACCUGGUAGACUGACACAAAGUGGCUCCAGCUGCUGCUGAUUCCGAGCCACAUGACUUUAAGCGUCAGCUGGAUGUUUUUGGACCUGUGCGCACACGACGACGUGGAUUUCACAUUUCACAAGCAAGAGCCAUUUAAACAACAAAAAAAAGAAAAAAAAAGUGAUAAACAGUACAAUCUGUACAUACUGUGACGACCUCAGCAAUUCACAUGCCAAAAUCUCAGCAAUGUAUGGACCUUUGUACUGGUUUGUAACCACUACUGUCUCUCACACACUGAUGUUACCUUUGUAACAACUCGACGGGUGCAUUUAUUUAUCUGAAAACCUCACUUUUCAAGCCUUAACAGCGAUUUUGAUCUUUCUGGACAAGACAUUUUAAAAUAGUGUUUUAACGCAUUUCUUACACGCUCACAUUGUUGUUGUUGCCUGUUUUUUCUGUUUCUUCUACCAGCAUACCGAUACACUCCUGUAGCCAUUUGUUUCACAUUUGAUCUUUUAGCCACUAUUUGGGUCAGAUUGGGACGUUUCACUCACAUUGCCAAAGUGCCAGUGUUAUGUUCUCAUACGUCUACCCACUACUUCACUGCAUGACCUCUCCAAAUUUCUUUUUUUUCACACUUAACUGCAGACCUGGGCCAAUUAAUAACUACACAAACCUUUUCAUUUUUAAUUUGGUCAAAUUGUUACAGAAUCCUAUACUCAUUCAAACUUUGUACAGUAAUCUUUCGAAAUGGCAAACGCAUAUAUGCAUCAUCUCAGUGGUGAAACUGUUUCACGUGUAGCCAAUUUGAACGUACAGCAAAGCAUAUAAAGUAUUUGUAAAUAUGA